This is a messenger RNA of Blepharisma stoltei, 16207 nucleotides long. The record is from the annotation of a GenBank genome assembly. Lineage: Eukaryota; Ciliophora; Heterotrichea; Heterotrichida; Blepharismidae.
AUGGGAGAAGAAGCCAAACAAACCCAGAUCCCAUAUGACUACAUCAUAGCUCGAAUAGCAGGGCUGCUUGGUCUCAAAAAGACUAUUGACAAGAUGAAAAAGUCAUUUGAAAAUGAGGACAAUGUCAGAAACCUUCAGCUCUUUACCAACCCUCAUGAUGACUUAGGAUACUUAGUCUUUGUCCAAGGUAGCGGUGACAACAUAAAUAUCACUUCAACCCUUCCCUCACCAGCCUCAAUUAAAUAUUGCGCUUCAGCCCGGCUUGGCCUCUCUUGACAAUCCUGCUUUGAGCACAUAUUUGAUUAUAUCAGGCAAGGUUUUACAGCACAAAUUUGGAUAGCUAUGCUAGGCAAGUAAUUCUGGCAGAGUUGAGAGCCUAAACCUAGUCGUUUUCGAAGCUGGUAUUUACUUCGCUGUACGAUAAAGGCGAAAAGUUGCCCAGCCAGGUCUAGCGCUCUAUAGGCCAAUCAGACAGCUUCCACAAUACAAGGAGUUGCCUCCUAGGCUUCAAGCUUCCAUUUGGCAUAAGUUGGCCAGAAAAAUUUUUUUUUUUCGAAUUUUAGGGAGGCAACGUGUCGGGCACAUGGCAUGGUGACCCAGUCUACUACAUUUUGGGCAACGAUCAAGCCAGAUUCAAAGGAAUCUGGCAACUCAACUAAUGCGUUGUCUGUCAGGAUUUCCCAGAGGCCGAAAAGAUGAGUGAAUAGAAGCAAAGGAAAAAAUCUCGCUGCUUACGUAGCAAUGCCAGUAGCUACUCAAUAAUAACCUAAUCCUAUCCAGCCUCUGUCCGCAAAAAAGUUAUCCUCAUGUACAAGACAGUCCGAGGUGUCCCAUUAGAUCCGCGGCUUUUGAAAGAGCAGCUAGGAUUCAUGGAGCUCUCGAAAAACGUCCUUGAAAACAUGAGCCUCAUGUGCCAAGAAGUAUAUUUACCAGUCCUUGCAAAUCCUCAGAACCAGCAUGGAUGGUCUGAUUUAGUUUCCAAAGACCUCAUUGAAAACAAGUUCCAUAACUUUUUAUCCACAAUCUACGUGACUAUUGGUGAAGUUAAAGGCAGAACCAUGCUUCCAAUUCCUCCACAGGAAACUACUACCUCAGAUAGAAUUUCAAGCAAAGACAAAGCGCAUGUUCUUGAAGGUGCCGUCAUUACCUGGACAAAACAAAUCAAAAAUGUCUUGAAACAAGACCCAGAAACAGCCUUAAAGCAAGGCCAAGACCCAAAUCCAUUAGUAGAAAUCGAAUUCUGGAAAAAUAAAGCAGAAAACUUAAACUCAAUCCACCAGCAGCUGCAAUCAGAAAAAAUUAGCAAAGUCCUCAAGUUUUUAGAACAAAAUAAAAGCACUUAUACCAAUCAAUUUUCCAAAUUGAAAAAAGAAGUGAAGGCAGCUAAACAAGAAGCCAAUGACAACUCGAAAUACCUGAAAACACUCGGUGGGCUGUUUUAUGACCUCACUGACGACUCCAAAGAAUUUUCAGAGCUUGAAGCAUUAUUUGUUCCCAUAAUGCACACCAUCCUUCUAAUCUGGAACCACUCUGAAUACUAUAACACCCCAGCAAGGCUCGUCGUGCUCAUUCGAGAAAUUUGUAAUGCAAUCGUUGCUCAAGCCUGCAGAUUUAUGAGCGGAAAAGACAUUUUCCAAAUGAUCGCCAACGAAGAAGCAGGGAUUGCCUGUGAAAGACUUAGCUUGAUCCUUGACAUUAUUGCUAAAUUCAAAGAAGCUUUCUUCGAAUACAAAGCCAAAGCAAAUGACUCCUGGAAUAUCACCACCAACGCAUUGUUCGUCCGUCUUGAUGCAUUUUCAGAAAGAUGCCAAGAUAUCCAGCAUUUGACUAAUACAAUUGUGCAGUUUUCCAAGCUAAAUAAAAUUGAAAUUGGAGGAACCAAAGGUAAAACCUUGACAACCUCAGUCAAACAGAUUUAUUCAGAGUUUACACAAGCUGUUGAAGAAUUCCAAGCUGUCAAAUAUGACAUUAUGGAUGUCGGUGCAAAAGAAUUUGACGAUGAUUUCUAUGAAUUUAGAUGCAAAAUCAAAGAACUUGAAAGAAGGCUUGGAAGCAUUUUGACUCAGGGCUUUGACGAUUGUGAUACAAUUUAUGGCAGAUUCAAGCUGCUAGACUCGUUUGAAGGGCUUUUAACAAGGCCUAUUAUUCAAGACGAGCUUGAGAAAAAGCAUAUCACUUUAUUGGAGUCCUAUAAGCAAGACCUGAAGACAGUACAACAAAUUUUCUUAGAGUGCAAGCCUCUAGUCGACAGACUUGACGAAAAAGCACCGAUCUCCAAAAACAUGCCUCCUGUGACCGGAGCUAUUAAUUGGACAAGAGGUCUAAUGGAAAGAAUCAAAGAACCGAUGGAAAAAUUAUCCAACCUAAACCAAACAGUCUUAGAAAGAGAAGAGUACAAGGACGUCCAAAAGCUCUACAAAUCCCUCAUGAAAUCCUUAAGCGAGUACCAAAACAUCAAAAUCCAAGAGUGGGAAGCCAUCGUUGAAAAAUCCUGCAAAGACAAAUUAAAGCAGCCACUCCUCGCUAGAGACGAAAAUUCGAUGCUUAAAGUCAAUUUUGACCCAGCCCUCGUAAAGCUUCUCAGAGAAGUCAAAUAUUUCUUACUUAUAAGCAUGCCAGUACCUCAGAGCGCACAAGAAAUUUUUUCGAGGAAAGAAAUCUACAGAACCCAAACUGGCAACCUAGACAUGAUUGUUGCUAUGUAUAAUGAAAUUAAACAAACCCUACUACCAGUCGAAGAGCCACUGCUAGAAGACAGAAUCAUUAAGAUGGACCAAACUCUGGAGCCAGGAUUUAAUGACCUGAAAUGGAGAUCUCCUAACAUCAAUGACUUCAUUCACGCCUCAAUGAUUGUAGUAAAAGACGUAAACACUACUGUGAAAACAAUGCAACAAAAUCUAGCCCAAAUCAAAAAGAUUAUGGGAAAGUGGGGAGAAAAGCCACUCAUUGAAAGAAAAAGCAAGCCUAUGUCUCCUGAUGACUUUGACCAAGCACACAAAGCAUCAGUUGCGAGCAGACUGCUGGAUAUUACUGCAGGCGGGAGAGAUAUCAAUAAAUUGAUGAAAGAAACUGGGGAGUGCGUGAAAAACGCAAGAAAAUCAAUACAUUGGCUAGUAUAUCAAGAUUAUUGCAAUGGAAUUGUAAUUGAAGGCUUAAGUGCUGUCAUCAACCGCAGCUUAGUGCAGCUUGCAGAAUAUAUUGACCCAGUCAUGAUUAAAAAGCUAGACCUAAUCCCAAUGUUUGACAUCAAAAUCGAGCUUGUUGACGCCAAAGUCGUUUUCACACCUGAAAUCGAAAGCAAAAACGGCAAAGCCAUGGGCCUGCGUGACUACGUCCACUCCUGGGUAUCCGAUUUCCUCAAAAUCACCACAUUGAUAAGCAGAGUCGAUCUGAAUCCUGGUGACUAUCUCGUUGAAAUUCGAAAUCAAAUGGAAGUGCAGUUUUCGCUUUCUAAAAUAGAAAACCACAUGGACUGAAUUGAUAACGAGACUUCCAAAUUUAAGGCCACGUUUUCAGAGUACUCUUAUCUCUGGUCAGAAGAUUUAAAUCAAAACUUCGAAGAGUUCAUGAAGCAAGGAGAGCAGGAGAAAAAGACUGAUAGCAAUAGCAUUGAUGAAGACGAAGAGCAGCAACGCUUAGAAAAAUUAAAAUCUCACCCUAUUUUUGAAGGGGUCACUAUGAGAAUUCCAGAACUUAAGCUGUUUGAUGAAAAAAUAACCCAGCUUAAAAAUAUUCAAGUCAAAAUUUCUUCAGUUGUAAGCCCUCAUGACAUUGCUUGGCUGCGCAUCAACGUAGAGCCACUAAAAGUAGCAUUAACCAACAAAGUCGUAAGAUGGACUAAAGUUUAUACAGAUUUCCUUCUGAAAAAUGCUACAGGACUUAUGAGGAACUUAACCAAAUUUAUUGAAAUGGUUCUGAAAGGGAUUGAACUAAAAGACCCAGAAAAUAUCCCUAAAGACGACCUUAUGAAAAUCAUGAGCCAUGUAAGAGAUGUCAGAACUAUCAAAGACAUCUGUGACAAUAUCUUUGUCCCAAUGAGAGAAAACAUUACUUUACUCAAGAAACAUGGCGUACAGAUGGAAGGAGACUUAAUCACUAAAAUUGAGGACCAAAAAACCAAAUGGGAAGACCUCAAACUGAAAGUAAAUGAAGUCAAAGCUGUCAUUCUUCCACAUCAGACUGAAGAAACCAAGAAAAUCAAAAUCAAUCUUUCAGCUUUUGAUGACCGAGUCAGCAAGUUCAGAGAAGAUUUCUUGAGAGACUGUCCACAGAAAUUCGAAGAUUUAACAGACGAUGUGAUCAAUAAUGCUUAUCAGACUAUUGAUAGACUCUAUAAAGACUUAAUUGUGAUUGAUAAAGAAGCAAGUGGCUACAAUGAACUUAAUGAGCUGUUUGAGCUUGAAAAAAGCAAUUAUAGGCCUCUCAAAGAAUGUAGACAAGAAGUUGGGAUGCUCAAAAUCCUAUGGGAUGCCAUUUCACUUGUCCAGAACCAGUACAAUGACUGGAAAAAUACUCUCUGGGAUAAAAUCGAUACUGAAGACCUAUUAGAACAAAACAAGAACCUUGAAAGAAUCGUCAAAGCUCUUCCAAAAGAAGUCAGAGCUUGGGUAGGAUAUUCCCGCUUACAGGAUACCGUCAAAAACAUGGCCACAAUCCUCCCACUUAUCAAUGAACUUCACAGCCCUUGCAUGGAGCCACGUCACUGGAGGCUUCUCAUGCAGAUAACUGGCAAACAAAUCAAUCACACGGCUCCAACCUUCUGCUUAGACGACUUGCUUCAUCUAAAACUCCACGCUCACGAAGAAGACGUCAGAGAAAUCGUUGCACAAGCUCAGCGUGAAGCCACAAUUGAGAAAAAGCUCAACGCAAUUGAAGCAGCCUGGGCAAACUGUGAACUAGCAUUCGAAACCCAUAAAGAUUGUCCUAUUAUUCUUCCAUUAGACGAAACCAUUGAAAUGCUCGAAACCCAUUCUAUGGAACUUAUGAGCAUGCAGAGCGCAGGCAAAAGUGUCGAGUUCUUUAGAGACAGAGUCAUGCAUUGGCUGUCUACCAUGAAAACUGUUGAAAGCGUGCUCAGCGUUUGGAUCAAAGUCCAGAGAAACUGGAGAAGGCUUGAAACCAUAUUUUUGGCCUCAGAAGAUAUCAGAAGUCAGCUGCCUGACAAGACCAAGCUUUUUGAAGGAAUUGAUAAUGAUUUCAGAGAAAUCAUGGCUGAUGCAAGAGCUAACUGUAAAGUAAUAGAAGCUACCACACUAGAAGGAAGAGAAACUACUUUGAAAACACUGAACGAGCAGAUUGAGUCAUGUGAAAGUGCACUGAACGAAUAUUUAGCUCAGAAGAAAAAGCAGUUCCCAAGGUUCUAUUUCAUAUCAAACCAAGCCUUGCUGGACAUUUUGAGUAAUGGAAACAACCCACACAGAGUCUGCAAGUAUCUUGGAGAUCUAUUCAAUGGGAUGAGAGCUGUUGAAUUCGAACAAGACCCCAGCGGGAGACUUUUGAAUAUUGCUGUAGGAAUGUACUCCAAAGAAGAAAGCGAGUAUGUACCAUUCCCCGAUAAAAUCAACAAUGGAAAAUUCACUUUUGAAGGACCUGUCGAAACUUAUCUUUCAGAAUUAGAAGUCAUGAUGAGAAAAGUGCUAAAAGCUAUUUUAGAACAUGCCAGGACCACCGCUGAGCUCUGGGAUAUUCAAGGCGAAAAAUCAAGAGAAAUCUGGAUCGACGACUACCCUGCACAAAUUGCUCUUGUCGGCACACAAAUUGUAUGGACUGAAGAAACAGCGAGGACCAUUGAAGAAGUCUUCGUAGGCUCUGAAAGCGCAAUGAAGGACUUUUAUAAAGUCUGCUCAGAAAGAAUUUAUAAGCUGAUUGACAGAGUUGUGCAGCCAGGCAUUUCCAAAGACUUAAGAACUAAGAUUAUCACCAUCAUCACUAUUGAUGUCCACGGCAGAGAUGUCAUUGACAAGUUCGCUUUCAACAAAAUUUCUGACACCACUGCUUUUGCAUGGCAGAGUCAGCUUAAAUUCGAAUGGAAAGGUGCUAAUGAAAGUGACCCCAACAAGGACUGUAUGAUCAGCAUUUGUGAUUGGAGAAGUAGAUAUGCUUAUGAAUAUGUAGGAAACUGCGGCAGACUUGUGAUUACACCUUUGACUGAUAGAUGCUAUAUCACUUUGACACAAGCUCUUAACCUCAUCAUGGGUGGUGCACCAGCAGGACCAGCAGGAACAGGCAAAACAGAAACUGUCAAAGAUCUUGGCAAUAAUAAAAUGGCUCAGUGCGGAAUCAGUUCUCUUCGAGAACUAUUCCUUCCCUCGCUUUUAUUAUUAUGGGGUUCAGUUUUCCACGUGGCCUUUUAUCAGCAAUACAAAUAUGGAAUACCGCAUAGGGUAUAGAGGUUUCCUCUAUAUAGCGCUAAAAGCGCAGACAUUUUCCCAGGAGCUUUCCAAGUUCGUCGGACCAAAUCGCUUUUUGGUCCGACCAAGGCAUUGAUUUGGUGCAACCUACCGAUAAAUUCGAUCAGAAUUUAUCGGCCUUACAGCGCCAAACAUAGGAAACUUCUAUAUUUCUUUGGUCCAAGAUACUAAGAACACACUGGGUUUGCUGCUUGACACACCCGAGGAGGGUGACCCUUAGGCGGAACACGCGCAGGAGUCAAGUUCGGGCGAGGCAACGCUGCCGGUGCGGGAUUUCUGGCCCGUUGGGGAUGGCACUUUAUAGAAUGGCUUGGUCGGGCUAGCAGGUCCAAGAUUGCUUGGUGACGUCACCGGUGAGUUAAAAGGAUGGGCUUAAGCAUGCCUAAAUCAUCCUGCUGAAGAAAUCAAAACACCUUAAAUACCUAAGUAACUAAGUAAGUAAGUCAAAGAUCUUGGCAGAGCUUGCGGUCUGCCUGUCAUUGUCUUCAACUGCUCUCCGCAGAUGAACAAAGAAUCUAUGGGCAGAAUUUUCAUGGGUCUAGCACAAACUGGUGCUUGGGGUUGUUUCGAUGAAUUUAAUAGAAUUUCUAUUGAAGUGCUGUCUGUCGUUUCUACACAAGUGAAAACCAUUCUCGAUGCCUUGAGAGCAAAAAAAGAGAGAUUCCAAUUUGAAGAAGAAGAUAACAUUGCUUUAAGAAACACUGUAGGUAUGUUUAUCACUAUGAAUCCUGGGUACGCAGGAAGAACUGAGCUCCCAGAAAACAUUAAAGCACUUUUCAGAUCGUGCGCUAUGGUUGUCCCUGACACUAUUUUGAUUUGUGAAAACAUGCUUAUGUCUGAAGGGUUCAAGAACGCCAGACUGCUCUCUCACAAGUUCGUCACCCUAUAUGAGCUUUCUAGAGAGCUUCUAUCAAAACAAAAGCAUUAUGAUUGGGGGCUAAGAGCUGUGAAGUCUGUGCUAAGAAUGGCAGGUAAGCUGAGAAGAGCUGACCCAGAAAUGGACGAAGACCCUGUGCUUAUGAGAGCUUUGAGAGAUUUCAAUCUUCCUAACUCCCCCCAAUGCAUGAAAUCGUUUUAGUUGUCCAUAUUUUUUACGCUUUAGAAAGUCUAAUAAAAUGCUAUAUAAUUUUUAAAAAAAAAAAUUAUAUAAACAUUUUCACAUGGAUUUUUUUAAAAAUCCACCACCACAAUAGAGACAUUUUUGUAAAAUGUCUCUAUCUUGGGGGGGAGUAAGAUUGUCACUGAUGAUAAAACCAUUUUUGUCAACCUCAUCAAAGAUUUAUUCCCAGGUCUUGAUCCAGAAGCCAAAACCAACCUUGUCUUAAAAGAGCAGCUUGUAAAAGUAAGCAAAAAGGCUAAACUCCAACCAGAAGAAAUUUUCAUUAACAAAUGUAUCCAGCUUUCAGAAAUUAUGGAAGUUAGGCACUCAGUCUUCAUUAUCGGCCCUCCUGGCUGUGGUAAAACAGAAGUCUGGAAAAUGCUUGCUGCCGUAGCAGGAGCAGAAACUGCAUAUGAAACAGUGAAUCCAAAAGCUGUCACUGCUAAUGAACUUUUCGGGUACUUAACCAAGACAAAAGAAUGGAAAGAUGGAGUCCUGUCAGUCAUUAUGAGAGAUAUGUAUAAGAAUGAAAACCACUAUAAGCCUACUCACAAGAACAAGUGGAUUGUGCUAGAUGGUGAUAUUGACCCUGAUUGGAUUGAAAGUCUAAACACUGUCAUGGACGAUAACAAAGUCCUUACUUUGGUUUCCAAUGAAAGAAUUCCUCUGACUGAUGCUAUGAGGCUUAUUUUUGAAAUUUCUCACCUUAAGAAUGCUACCCCUGCCACUGUGUCAAGAGCUGGUGUGCUUUAUAUCAACGAUACUGAUAUCGGUACAAAGCCUUAUAUGGAUUCAUGGCUCGAAACAGUAGAUGACGACAUUGCUAGAAGCCACUUCAUGCUUGCUUAUCAGCAAACUAUUGAAGCUAACUUAGAAGAAAUCCACAGAUACGUCCCUAUCGUUCCUAAUGUCGAUAUCGCUAUUAUUCAAGCUAUGUGCACAAUUCUAUACGUCCUGAUCAAUGCUAAAGACUUCAAAGAUCAUGCGAAAAACCUUAAAGAAGAAGACAAAAAAACUGUCUAUGAGAACUUCUUCAUUUAUGCAGGUAUCUGGGCAAUCGGAGGUCCUAUUGGUGACGACAGAAUCCAAGCACAAUUCAACUCUUGGUGGAAACAUAUAGCCAAGAAAUUCCCAGAAAAUGGCACUGUAUUUGACUAUUACUAUGACCCAACCAAACUAAGUUGGCAGCCUUGGUCAGAAAAAGUGACAGCUUAUGAGCCAAUUGGAGAUCAGACAUUUUCCAAUAUAAUUGUCCCUACAGUCGAUAUCGUCAGAAUGAAAGCAGUCGUUGACCUUAACGUCAUAGGAAGGAGACCAACUAUGUUUGUAGGAGGAAGUGGUACUGGAAAGACAACUGUCGCUAAAGAUUACCUCACAGGACUUAACAUAGAAGAAGUGCAGUACUUCGGAAUUAACUUCAACAACUACACAGAUUCAAUUGCACUUUAUAGAUUCGUCGACUCACAUGUAGAAAAAAGAAUGGGUAGGGAGUAUGGCCCUCCUGCAAAUAAGCAGCUCAUUUUCUUCAUUGAUGAUCUUAACAUGCCUUUCGUUGAUAAAUAUGGCACACAGUCGCCGAUUGCAUUUAUCAUCCAGCUGCUUAAUUAUAACCAAAUGUACGACAGAGACCAUUUAGAAGAACAGAAGAGGCUUAAAGAUGUGCAAUUCAUGGCUUGCAUGAACCCCAAGUCAGGCUCAUUCACAGUUGAUACGAGGCUUCAGAGACAUUUCACGACUUUUGCUACUUAUCUGCCAACCAAUGAAAUUUUAACACAGAUUUAUAAGAGCAUUCUUGGUGGCCAUUUAGCAAACUUUGACAAUUCUAUUUCCAAACUUGGCGACAAAAUUAUCCAAGCCACCAUUGAACUUUUCAAGAAAAUCACUGACAACCCAGAGUUUUCUCCUUCAGCAAAGAAAUUCCAUUAUCAGUUCAACUUAAGAGAUAUCUCAAGAAUUAUUGCAGGGAUCAUGCAAAGUUCUCCAAGUCUUUAUAGAGGCUCGCCAGAUAAGUUUGUUAGGCUUUGGAUCCACGAAUGUGAUAGAACCUUCAUAGACAGACUUAUAACAGAUUCUGAUAACUCCUUAUAUCUUGACUACAUCAACAACAUCUCCAAGAGAUUUGAAGAAGACAUUGGCACCGAAAAUAAGUAAAUAAAUGGUUUAGCUGGCCAUAAACAGGCAAGCCCACUAGCAUUUGCCUCGUCUCUGCUCUAAAGUAGCAGCCUCCAUCGCAUCAGAAGGGAAAUGAAAAGUCGCAAUUUUGGAUUUCCGACCUGAACCACCUGCCCAAGUGAUCAGCUUCCUGCGGCAGAGCCACCACCUGUAGAGUGCUUUGAUGGUCCCUCCAAGGUAAGACUAGGAGGUAGGCGAAGUCUGUCUAGCUUAUCUGGUAUGGAUAGGAGAACUUUUAGGGGAGAAACAAAACUUCCGUCUUUGGCAAGGCAUCCCCAAACCUGAAGGCUACUUCGAAAGGAACAGAGGUCCUCUUUCAGCUCUAUCAGGAUAUUUCCUACCUAUUCCAUAGGGAGUGCGCCUCGGAAACCAAUUUCCUUCAAUGUCACAUUCUAUUUUCUGCACCGAAAUAAGGGUUACUCCAAAUAUCUACACAUCUUUCGUCAGCGGUCAUUCUUCAGACAAAGCUUAUCUCCCUAUCAAAGAUAUGGCUCAACUUAAAAGAGUUCUUGAAGAGAAGCUUAACGAAUACAACGAAAACAACGCCCAAAUGAACCUUGUGCUGUUCGACAUCGCUAUGGAGCAUGUCUGCAGAAUUGCAAGAAUCAUUGACAUGCCAGCAGGAAACGCCUUACUUAUUGGAGUUGGUGGUUCAGGAAAACAGUCCCUUUCAAGACUUGCAAGCUUUAUUCUCGGCUAUGACGUCAUACAGAUUUUGGUAUCUGACAAAUACACGAUGAACGAUUUCAAGACUGAUAUCCAAGAAAUGUACAAGAAAGCUGGAGUCAAAGCAGGUGGGACACCUUGCAUGUUCAUUAUCACUGACACUCAAAUCCAAGACGAAAGGUUCCUCAUUUACAUCAAUGAUAUGCUCAGUUCUGGAUACGUCCAAGAUCUUUUUGAUAGAGAUGAGCUCGAUGCGAUAUUCCAAAGCUUGAAAAAUGAAGCCAAAAGUGCAGGAGUACUCGUAGACUCCCCAGACCAAAUGCUGCAGUACUUUAUUGACAAAGCAAGACGAAAUCUACAUAUUGUACUCUGUUUCUCACCUGUAGGAGACUUAUUCAGAAAAAGAGCUCGUAAGUUCCCUGGGCUCAUCAGUUGUACAUUGGUAGAUUGGUUCCACCCUUGGCCUCGAGAAGCCCUUAUAGAUGUCGGUUUUACUUUCUUAAAAGAAGUAGACGUCAGUAGCGAUGAAAUGAGAAUGAACAUGGCAAACUACAUGGCUGAUGUCCACGUCUCAGUUAACGAUGCAAAUCAAGUGUUCUUACAGCGAGAAAGAAGAAACAACUACACCACUCCAAAAUCUUUCUUAGAACUCAUUGAUUUCUUCAAGAGCUUGCUAAGAAUCAAAAGAUCAGCCCUUGAUAAAUCAAUAGAAAGACUCAGAACUGGUCUUGACAUUCUGUCACAAACACAAGGAAAGGUCGAGAACUUAAAGAAAGAUCUAGACGUCAAAAUGGAAGAAGUCAAAGAAAAACAAGAGGACACUGCAAAACUCAUCACACAAGUCACUGCUGCAAAAGCUGUCGCCGAUAAAGAAAUGGCUGACGCCUCAGGAGAAGAAGAAAUCGCUUUAGCACUCUCCAUGAGAGCUAAUGAACUCAAAGCCCAAGCUGAAAAAGAACUAGAAGAAGCCAAGCCUGCUAUGGAGCGCGCCAAAGCAGCUGUGGACUGUCUUGACAAAACAUCAAUCCAAGAACUUAAAGCCCUCCCGAAGCCUCCUUUGGCAGUUCUUGAUGUCACCAAAGCUGUGUUGUUGCUGCUUAAGUCUGAAAAGAAGAACCUCGGAUGGCCAAACGCCCAGAAAAUGAUGGCGAACCCUCCAAAGUUCAUUGAAGAAAUCGGAGUUUUUGACAAGGAGCAUAUUGAUGAAGGGAUAUUGGACCUUGUCAGGCCAAUCAUCGUCCUACCUCAUUUCACUUUUGAAGAAAUGUCUUCCAAGUCUAAAGCCGCAUCUUACCUUUGUGCGUGGGUCGUCAAUGUGGUAGAGUAUAACAGGAUUUACAAGAAAGUUAAGCCACUUAUGGACACCAAAGAUAAAGCAGAAGCUGAAGUCGCCCAAAAAGAACAAGAAUUAAGCGGGGCCAGAGCUAAAGUGAAAGCUGCAACUGAUACUGUCGAAGGUUUGCAACAGCAGCUUGCUGCAGCUGUAGCUUUAAGUGAGAAAGUCGAAAGAGAAGCAAAUGAGUGCAAAACGAAGCUUGAGCUAGCUAAAAGACUUGUAGGAGGUCUUGGAAGCGAAAAUACCAGGUGGAACGAAAACAUUGCCAAGUUCAAAGAAGAUAUGAUCACUGUGCUGGGAGACGCACUACUUGCCUCUGCUUUCGUCUCAUACAUUGGGCCUUUCUCUGCGUGGCUUAGACUUAACUUGUGGCAAGAAACCUGGCUUCCUAACAUCAACACAAGAGAAAUCAGCUUCACUCAAGGUGUAGACCCAUUGAGAGUACUUUGUACUGAGUCUGAUGAAGCUAAAUGGAAAAACUUUGGCUUGCCUGCAGACAGAAUGUCAAUUGAAAACGCAGCUAUCGUUACCAGCUGCUCUAGGUGGCCACUUAUUAUUGAUCCUCAGCUACAAGGCUCGAAAUGGAUCAGAGGUAUGCAUGGAGAAGAACUGGAAGUCAUUCAGUUCUCACAAGAAAGAUGGGUCACUAAGCUAGAAAGCUGCAUUCAGCUAGGUCGCACAGUCAUGAUUGAGAGCAUUGGCCAAGAAAUUGAUGCGAUCCUUGAGCCUCUCUUGGCAAGAGCUAUCAUUAAAAAGGGUAAAAGCACCUUAUUGAUCAAGCUUGGCGCUGAAGAAAUCGAGUACAACCCAAGCUUCAAGCUGUAUUUACAGACUAAGCUGUCAAAUCCUCACUAUCGUCCUGAAAUUGCAGCCCAAUGCACAAUUAUCAACUUUAUCGUCACUGAAAGCGGCUUAGAAGACCAAUUACUAGCUACUGUCGUGAACCUCGAAAAGCCAGAACUUGAAAAAUCCAAGCAAGAUCUAGUGAAAAGGCAAAACGAAUUCAAAGUCAUUCUAGCAGACUUAGAAGAAUCCUUAUUAACCAACCUUUCUUCAGCUGAUCCAAACACUAUCUUAUCCAACACUGAACUUAUUGUAGGCCUCGAAAAAACUAAAGUUUACUCUGAAGAUAUCAAACAGCAAACAAUACAAGCUCAAAAAACUGAAGUACAAAUCAAUGAAGCCAGAGAUGUCUACAGAAGAGUAGCUGGAGAAGGCGCAAUGCUUUAUUUCUUGAUUAUCUCCUUAUGCGUUGUGGACCAUAUGUACCAAUACUCACUAGAAAGCUUCUUGACUUUCUUGUUGAAAGCUGUAGAUAAGACUCCUCACUUUGAAGAAAUCGAUCAGCGUGUGGUUAGUUUGAGAGAAAAUAUAAGAAGCACAAUUUAUCAGUGGGUAAGUAGAGGACUCUUUGAAAAGCACAAACAGAUCUUUUUAACCCAAAUUACAUUGAGACUUAUGCAAAAAGGAGUAAUUGACACUCCUUAUGACCCUCAGAUGGUCAGCUUCUUGCUUAAAUGCGGAUUAUCAGGAAAACCCCAGGUAGAUUUUUUCAUGCUGCCUUUUACUGUCAAAAAUGAAGGAAGGUUUUUUACUGGUUUUUUAUCCAUGUGAAAAGGCAGAAUGAAAAACCUACCUUUUUUUUCUGAUGGCCCUUUAAAUGCCCAAUUAAAGCUAACGUAGAGAAGCCACAGUCCCUUGACUGGCUCCCAGACAUUGCUUGGUUCUCUGUGCAGAAACUGAUUGAAAUUGAAGAAUUCCAAAAUCUUGCAACGAAUAUGGACAAGGAUGCUCCAACCAGAUUCAAAGAGUGGUUCAAUGACUUGCAGCCUGAAGUAGCCAACUUGCCAUUAGACUGGAAGAGACUCAACAAUACUCCAUUCCAGAAACUCCUUGUAUUAAGAUGUUUAAGACCUGAUCGUCUUACCACUGCAGUCAGCAACUGGAUUAGAGACGCUUUGCCUAAUGGAAACAGCUAUGUAGAUAUUGACCAAGGAUGCAGCUUUAUGGACAUAUUAGAAAACGUCUUAGAAGAUGCCACAAACACUACUCCAAUCUUCUUCAUUUUAAGCCCUGGAACUGAUCCUGUUGCAGAUGUCGAAAAAAUCGGAAAGAAAAGAGGCAUUGAAGAAGGCAAAAAUUACUGGAACGUAGCUAUGGGUGAAGGCACUGAGCUGCUCGCUAUGAAAUGCUUAGAAAUGGGACACAAAGAAGGACACUGGGUUAUCUUGCAGAAUAUUCAUCUGAUGCCUAAGUGGCUGAUGCUGCUUGAAAAGAAGCUUGAUGCAUUCCAAUCAGAAGGUUCAAAUAUUUCAUUCAGACUGUUUCUUUCAGCUGAGCCAUCAGAUGAUAUCCCAAUCGGCAUUCUUGAUAGAUCAAUUAAACUGACUAAUGAGCCUCCACAAGGAAUGAAAGCAAAUCUCAAGAGAGCGUUUGCACAGUUUAAUAAAGAUGAAUUCAAUGAACGUGACCCUAGAGUAAGAUCGAUCAUUUUCGGCCUUUGCUUCUUCCAUGCAACUGUGGUAGAAAGAAGGAAGUUCGGCGCUAAAGGAUGGAAUAUGAGAUAUCCGUUUAACAUGGGAGAUCUUCGUGAUUCUUCACUGGUCUUGCUUAACUAUUUCGAAAACUCACAAGGUGGCACUAACAGUGCUGCUAAAAUAUUUUUUAAAUUCCUAUUUUAGAUUAUAAAUGAUAUAUUUUUAUAUUUUGGAUUAAAUCAAGAGUAAGAUACCAUGGGAAGAUUUAAGAUACAUUUUCGGUGAAAUUAUGUAUGGAGGCCACAUUGUUGAUGAAUGGGAUAGGAAACUCUGCAGAGCUUACUUAGCCAAUCUUAUGGAUAAUGCUCUUCUAGAUGAAACUGAGCUUUUCCCAUUCUCAGACGGAAAAACAGCAUCGUUCAAAUCUCCUCCUCCAACAGAUUACGCUAAAUACAUUGAAUACAUCGAUGAAAAAUUCCCAGCAGAAACUCCAAUUGCAUUCGGCAUGCAUCCAAACGCAGAAAUUGGCUUCAGAACUGCCCAAGGCAAUUUCUUAUUCUCCACCCUCCUUGAAUUGGCUCCAAAAGAUGAAGCAUCAGGUGAAGAUUCCUCAGCACGAACUAAAAACGAAAUUGCCCAUGAAGUUGUCGACCAUAUCUUAACAGAUAUGAACCUUGAAAAUAUGAAAUUCGACCUAGAUGAUAUCAAAAGCAAGGUUGCUGAAGGCGAUGAAAGAAUUUGCUUCACCAAUGUCUUUUUACAAGAAUGCGAAUACAUGAACUACCUGCUAUUUGAAAUGCUUACUCCUAUCUCUCAAUGCUAGAGAAAAAAAUUCGAAAAUUACCUAUUUUUCGGAAAUUCACCCUUUAUAAAAAUUUUUUUAAAUUCCAGAGUAAAUUUUUUGUUUGAUCUCAAAGAGGGGAAGCUAGAAGCCUACAAGAAAUUGAAUUAGCACUCAAAGGUGAGCUCACGCCUACAGAAAAGAUGGAACAAACAAUAGAUAGCUUAGUCUUGGGAAGAGUCCCACAAACAUGGGUUGAUCUAGCCUACCCAUCCUGCAGAGGAUUACCUUCUUGGCUUAUAAACUUGCAAGCUCGUGUUGAGCAGCUAUCCAGUUGGAAAGAUGACCCUAAUAGCGUUCCUAAAGUCACUAAUGUUGCAAGGCUGUUCAAUCCUCAAUCAUUUUUAACAGCCGUCAAACAAUUCCAUGCAAGAAAAACCCAAUCUGAGCUUAACAAGCUAUACAUCCAAACUGAUAUUACAAAGAGAUUUGAGCACGAAAUCGAAGACCCUCCAAGAGAUGGCGCGUUCGUCACUGGACUUAACCUUGAUGGUGCUAGAUGGGACUUAACAAAUGGACAAAUAGAAGAAUCCAAGCCUAAAGAAAUGUUCUGCCCGUUACCAGUCGUCAACUGUAAAGCUGCAAUUACAAUAAUAAAAUCGCUAUGCUCGGAAGUAUUUGUCUUCAACAACCCUUCCUUCUCCGCGAUAUUUAUUAUUAUAGAUUUCAAUUUUCCAUGUGGACCUUUAUCCACACUGCCAAGAUGGAAUUACUGUAUAAGUAAUUAGUUAACCCAAGGAAAAAAGGAGAUAUAUGAUUUUCAUUACCUGACACACACACGAGGGGGGUGACCCUUGCAGAAUACGCAGUGGAGUUAGGUUUGGGAGAAGCCAAACUAGGCCCUUUAAGAAUCUAUGGCCCCUUUUUGGUGCUUCUUCUGCUAUGCUUAGAAGACAAAUGGAUCCUGAAUUUACCAAUUUAAGGAUUUAAAAGGACGGGCUUAUGCAUGCCUAAAUCAUCCUGCUGAGGGAAGAACACAUGUUAAAAAUCUAAAUUAUCAGCAGUAGUAAAGCUGCAAUUGUAGGAGAUGGAAGAGAAGAUAGAAACACUUUCUACUGUCCUGUGUAUAAGACUGAAAACAGAGGAAACACCUAUGUCUUUACUGCACAGCUUAGAACUCCUAAAUUCCCUGCUGCUAAAUGGGUGCUAGCUGGUGUCGCUAUGAUUAUGGAUGUUGAAGGUCUCGGCGAUCCUGUCAAGAAGUAA